This is a messenger RNA of Ctenopharyngodon idella (grass carp), 4890 nucleotides long. RefSeq names its product NACHT, LRR and PYD domains-containing protein 3-like. The transcript has 10 exons. Gene Ontology annotation, molecular function: protein binding. NCBI's taxonomy places the organism in Eukaryota, Metazoa, Chordata, Actinopteri, Cypriniformes, Xenocyprididae. The record is from RefSeq and is a predicted model, not a curated record. Bases 757 to 3471 code for a protein of 904 amino acids.
AUGACGGUUUUUAUGACCCCCAUUACAUUGAGGUUGAGCUGGUCAAGCUCCACCCAUGAUAUCCAGAGAGGUGAAGCUGGUUGCUGCUGUUUGGCUGUUUGGUUGCUGCUUUUGGCGCUCGUGCAUGCACAGUCUUCACACGGACGAACGCUUCAAUCUAUCGCUUAACGCUAUAGCGGAGACUCUCUAUUCGUUCCUUUGAAAUCAGAAAACAAAAUGCACAUAAACGUGUCCAUCCCUGCUUUUGAUAUACAAUCACUGAUGAACAUCUUUGGUUUUAAUGAGUAAGAAAAAAAAAAAAAAGCUAUAUGAGGGCAGAUCAGAACCCAGAACCUCUGGCAUACUUAACGAAAAUUAUAGCCUACCAUUAGGACUAACGCAGAUCUAUAUAUUUAUUCACUAAUGUAAAUACUCUCGAGACUAGCAAUAUAGUGUAUUAUAUAGAUGUAAGGAAACUAUCACAUUAAACAUGAAUUCCACACUCACGCUCACGCACACUCGCUCCAUUGUGCGAGAAUGAAAGUGAAAGUAGGCUUGAUGCGCCAUUAUAUACCUAAGCAUAAUAAUAUUCCUUAGAUCAGAAAAAACAAACAAAAAAAACCGAUUAGGCAUAUUGACUUUUUAAAUAAUCGCGCAGUCUAACGUUUAUAAUUGCUUAUGCUCGAAUUUAUGUGUUUUUGAUGUGAAACGAUGCACAUUUGAGAACCUGUGUCGAAAGAGUCUUCAGGACUUUGCUUCAUGAAGAUUGAAUGAAUCAUGGAGGACAAACAAACAUGCAGUGAUGGAGAUUUUUCUCCUGGAAGCAGUCAAAGCCAUAGGCAAAGAUCAAACUCAGGGGAGUCCAGCUGUGUGUCCAUGAAGAGUGAUAAAUCUAUGGAGCAGCCCGUAAAAUUUGAGGGAAGCGACACAUCAACUGAUCUCAGGCAAAGAUCAAACUCAUCGGAGUCCAGCUGUGUGUCCAUGAAGAGUGAUAAAUCUAUGGAGCAGCCGGUAAAAUUUGAGGGUAGAGACACAUCAACUGAUCUGAGGCAGAGAUCAAAGUCACCAGAGUCCAGCUGUGUGUCCAUGAGGAGUGAUCAGUCUAUGGAGCCACCAGUAAAAUUCAAGGGAAGAGACACUUCAAAUGAUCUCAGUCAUAACGCUCAGCUGUUCCAAAGCAUAUUGAAAUUAAAUCUCAUGAAGAAAUUUCAGUGUCUGUAUGAAGGAACCGCAAAGCAGGGAAACCAAACACUCCUGAAUGAGAUCUACACAGAUCUCUAUAUCACAGAGAGUGAAAGUGGAGAGAUCAAUAAUGAGCAUGAGGUGAGACAGAUUGAGACACAGUCCAGGAGAGCAGAAACAGAGGACACACCGAUCAAAUGCAACGAUAUCUUUAGACCUUUACCUGAACAAGACAAACCCAUCAGAACAGUGCUGACAAAGGGAGUCGCUGGCAUCGGAAAAACAGUCUCUGUGCAGAAAUUCAUCCUGGACUGGGCUGAAGGGAAAGAGAAUCAGGACAUCCAGCUCAUAUUUCCACUUCCUUUCAGAGAGCUCAACUUGAUGGACAAAAGUCAACUUGAAGGACUCAGUCUUUCAGAUCUCCUUCAUGUCUUUUUCCCUGAAAUUAAAGAAAUGAAACCAUUAAGUGGUGAACAUAAAGUGUUGUUCAUCCUUGAUGGUCUGGAUGAGUGUCGUCUGUGUCUGGAGUUUCAGAGCGAUGUGAGGUUGUGUGAUGGAAGUGAAUCAGCCUCAGUGGAUGUGCUGCUGACGAACCUCAUUGCGGGGAAUCUGCUUCCCUCUGCACUCAUCUGGAUCACCUCCAGACCAGCAGCAGCUGAUCUCAUCCCCAUCGAGUGUGUCCAUCGAGUGACAGAGGUACGAGGUUUCAACAACCCACAGAAGGAGGAAUACUUCAGGAAGAGAAUCAGUGACCAGAGUCUGGCUGACAGGAUCAUCUCACACCUGACGUCAUCAAGGAGCCUCUACAUCAUGUGUCACAUCCCAGUGUUCUGCUGGAUCUCAGCCACUGUUCUAGAGAAGAUGUUGAGUGAAUCAGAGAGUGGAGAGUUUCCCAAGACUCUCACUCAAAUGUACACACACUUCCUAAUCAUUCAGACCAACAUUAAACAUGGGAAGGACUAUGAUAAGAAAGUGGAAGAUAAAGACAUGAUCCUCAAACUGGGGAAAUUGGCUUUUCAGCAACUUGUGAAAGGCAAUGUGAUCUUCUAUGAGGAAGACCUGAGAAAGUGUGGCAUUGAUGUCACAGAAGCAUCAGUGUACUCAGGAUUGUGCACUGAGAUCUUCAGAGAGGAGUUUGUAUUGUAUCAGGUGAAAGUCUUCUGCUUUGUUCAUCUGACCAUUCAGGAACAUCUAGCAGCUCUAUAUGUGCAUCUCUCUUUUACAAACAACAACAGAAAUGUGUUUGAAACUGAACAAACUGAACAAAGUCUGUUGUCUAAGGGUUCAAAACAGAAGAAAUCUAAACCAAUAUCUGGGCUGCAUCAGAGAGCUGUGGAUGAGGCUUUACAGAGUAAAAAUGGACAUCUGGACCUUUUCCUGCGUUUUCUUCUGGGUCUCUCAGUGAAGUCCAAUCAGACUCUCCUGCAAAAACUACUGACACAGACAGGAAAACACUUCAACAACAAAGAGGAAACAGUUCAGUACAUCAAACAGAAAAUCAGGGAGAAUCACUCUCCAGAGAGAUCUAUUAAUCUGUUCCACUGUCUGAAUGAACUAGGUUUCAAUUCAAUGAUGCAGGAGGUCCAAGAUUAUCUGAAAUCUAAAAAAAUAAAACAAAUCAAACUCAACUCUUCACAGUGGUCAGCUCUGGUUUAUGUGAUUCUGACAUCAGAGCAGAAAAUGAAUGUUUUUGUUCUAAAUAAGUUUACUGGAACAGAAAAUGCACCAGAUGCAGUUCUUCAGAAAAUGCUUCCUGUGCUUAAAGAAUCCAGAUCAGCUCAGCUGUAUGAUUGUGGUGUCACAUAUGAAGGUUGUGUUACUGUGGCUUCAGUUCUGAGCUCAAACCCCUCACACCUGAGAGAAAUGGAUCUGUCUAAAAAUACACUAGGAGACGCAGGAGUGAAGCUGCUCUCUGAUGGACUGAAGUAUCCUUAUUGCGAACUGGAGAUACUGAGGUUGAUUGAUUGUGGUGUCACAGAUGAAGGUUGUGCUACUCUGGCUUCAGCUCUGAGAUCAAACCCUUCACACCUGAGAGAACUGAAUCUGGCUAAAAAUAAAUUACGAGAUGCAGGAGUGAAGCUGCUCUCUGCUGUACUGGAGGAUCCUCACUGUAAACUGGAGAAACUGGGGUUGAUUAAUUGUGGUGUGACAGGUGAAGGUUGUGCUGCACUGGCUUCGGCUCUGAGAUCAAACCCCUCACACUUGAGACAACUGGAUCUGAACAAUAAUAAACUAGGAGACUCAGGAGUCAGUUUGCUCUCUGAUGAAUUGAAGAAUCCUCAGUGUAAACUGGAAACACUGUGUCUGUGACCCGAAAAACUGAUCAUACUCAGCCAUCUUGAAGGACAUCUCAAUUCUCUAAUUGUACCACGAGGAAGUUUCCUGAGGAGUCAUGAGUGAGGAUACACAGGUGUACACAGGUAUGCAGAUCGUAUUCAUUUUGUUGUCAUCUAUCGUUCUCCAGGUCAACUGGGUAUACUGGAAAAAGCUAGACAUGCUUCUGUCCUUGUUCCCACAGUAUAACACCCUGUUCGGUGACUUCAGCAUCCACCUUAACAAACAUAAAGUGGCUGAUUUUAAAGUUUUUCUCUCUUCUUUCUUCCUUUUGUGUGCAGCUGAAUGAUUUCAGAUCUCAGCCUUGUAGAUGCCACCUAAUUAAUAUAUAAAAGAGCACCAGUCAAUGUCCCAAUCCUUUACUUGAGAAUGGCGAGCAGCAGGAAUUGAUUUCCAAAUAUCUGCAGUUCUCAGACUCUCUGCCACAAGUACAUACAUUUGCUUAGACCCUGACAUGUCGCUAAGACGUUUUACACUUUUUUUUCAAAGACUGUUUUUAUAAAUAUGAAUUGGCAUGGAUUUUAGCGUACGCACAAGUUCAAAUCAGUGCAUACGCACGUUUUAUAAAUGAGGCCCUGGGGGCGCACCAAACAAGCAGACCAAGACCCACAUUUUCUAUGGGUCCGCUUCCAAACAACCUCUGGUGUGGUUCAGCUGGAAUUUAAAUGCAGCACAAACCAAAGACAUCUAAAUGAACCAAAAACAGGACAUGAUGUCACAAGAUACAACCCUAAAAACGAUAGCAUGCUAAAGUACACCUGUUUUUUCCUCAUUAUAUGAGCUACGUUGCCCAUUGCAGUUCGGUACAGGUGUCAGAACCACCGUCUCUUUGCAGCAGAUCUUUGUUUGCGUAUGUAAAAGAGUUGUUUUAACUGUUCAUUCAAUUCACUGUUAUUUUAACCCAGUGUUUGAAAAGCAAUUUCACACUUUGAUUACAUUAUUUUCACAGUUUUGUCACAUCUAAUUCAUGUACAGAAGUGAUUUUUAUUGCUAAAAAAAGUUUUAUAAUUUGCAUGAUUAUUUAACAAAUGUAUUUUACCCAGAAACUAAAGGAUCAAUUUAAAAGCCUUUAAGCCUUCAUAAAUUCUCUCAUAAAUCAGAGCACUAAAAUACAAUUUAAAACAUGUUUUUAUAAUUUAUACAGUAAAAGCUAAAUGUUUUAAUAAUUAAAUAAUGUUUUUGAAAUAAUUUAAUAAUGAGAAAAUCAAACAAACCACCAGCUCUCAAUCAAUGUUCUUUUUGUCCACUAGAUUUAAAAUGUUCUCAAUAGGCAAAGAUGUUUGCGACGAAUUCUCGAAACCGCUUGGCAUAUUGUUCAGGAUGAACUGUAGAGAUCUCAGCCCCAGCCUUUAAAUACAAAAAAUGCAAAUUAAAAAAAAAAAAAAAAAAAAAAAA